AUGAAAGUUGAUAAUCUAUGCCGUUAUACUGUGUCAGCUAGACGAUAUGCUCCUCCCGUAGGUAUCCAGCAUGAGAAAGUGGACCUCGUAUGGCAGUUUGCUGAGUGUGGAGGAUAUUCCAAACCUCCGGAUAAUUGGAAACAAUGUCAUCCGCAAAGUCAACACUCCCAACUAACGGCAUCAAUUUUAGCCUCGUUGGUGUGGGAUUUUUUCGUCUGUAUCCCUGAUCAGCUGUUCCCAGUCUCGUUGUCUAGAUAUGUCUUAAGAAUAAAAAAUUUGAAUGGUCCGAAAAUCCCCGAUGAUCAAUGUGUGUAUCAAGCCAGUCCGGACGAGUCAACGUUCGCUGCGCUGGUGACUGUCGGGAACGAAAUCAGCGGAUUUAUUGCCUUCGGUCGAAAUACCGUGCUUGAACUGAGUCGUCAAGCGAUGCCAGUGAAAAAGGAUCAAGUGCUACAAUUGAAGAAAAUCUACGAAAACCCGGACGUUGUCAAUGAAUCAAUGAAACCAAACACGCUGGAAGUUCCCGCGAGAAUGAUAGAACUAUAUCUGAUUGGUGAUCAGGAAUAUGUGUAUCAACAUCACACAAGUUUCGAUUCGGCAUCCACUCUGGUGCAUGAGAUGGGUCACCUCCUCGGUUUGCCACACGAGGACAACUCGACUGGGGAUUGUUUCUGUGGGACGGACACUGUAUGCAUGAUGUCUCCUGUCACCGGAACACCUCAAGCGGUCCAUUGGUCCAACUGCUCUCUUGGCCUACUUCAAACCAACUUGAUGCGUGAUACUUUUCCCGGCUGUUUUCGACCUAUGAUCAUGUACACCUUUACGUCACGUGCCAUCUGUGGCAAUCGGAUUCUAGAGGACGGUGAGGAGUGUGAUAAUGAGGGUGUUUGCAUUCGAGGCCAAUGUGCCAGUCUGAAUCGCCAAUGUGCUCAUCUGUUUGGUGAUCACUGGGUGGCUGCCUCGGAGUUCUGUUUCCUGCAGAAUCGCGAAGGAAGCAGUUCAGGAGGGUUUUGUGCUUAUAACGUGUCUUUUGGCUCGCCCGAAACUGAGGCCACGUACAAGUACAUCGCGUGCUCGACCGGGUGA
Echinostoma caproni is the source of this 1086-nucleotide messenger RNA. The record is from the annotation of a GenBank genome assembly. Lineage: Eukaryota; Metazoa; Platyhelminthes; Trematoda; Plagiorchiida; Echinostomatidae.